AUUAUCAAAAGUCAUCGAUCUUACUCAACACUAGAACCCUAGAACGAAGAAUUAGUACGCAAGUGGCUCUCACGUGUGCCUCUGUAGCCCAAGCCGCCAGGCAGAUGGAUAAAUGCUUGGUUUACCUCGACGAAGCUCACACGAGAGGAACAGACCUCAAGAUGCCGGCGACCUAUAGAGCGAUCGUGACAUUAGGCCCCAGCCUCACCAAGGACCGGCUUGUUCAAGGUAGUUCCUAAUCGUGAAAGACUUGGAUGCUCUGCUGUGAUCUCUACACUUGAUCUUAAGUUAAAGACACCAACUCCUCCAAGCUCCCGUCCGGGGUACAUCGCAAAUAAUGCAUCAAUUAGCAUUGUUGAAGGCGGAGAACCAAAACCUGCGACAGGCAAAUGAAGUGCUAAGCAAGCGCCGGAGAGCUAAAAAAACACGAUUACAGCAAGGAGGAUCACUUAGUCAACAAGUAGCACAGGAGCUACAGGAUGAGAGGGAUGUUGUACAGCAAGUGGAGCAAGAAAUAAGGGCGAGUAGUGGUCGGAAGAUAAGGGAAGAAACCCGCGCACGUCGCUGUAGCAAGUGUGGUGGGACUGGACAUAAUGCGCGCACUUGUCAGAUUGUAAUAGACACAUCUGAGGAAGAGGACUCCGAGUAGUUUCAAUUGAUUUCUAGUGUUGUGGUGGAUUUAUCGCAAUUCCUAUGGGGUGGUCGCGAUAUUUUGGCCGGUUCGCUUGUUUGGCCGCUUCGUUAUACAUGUACGUUAAUGACAAAAAGAAAUCUAUAGGU
This is a messenger RNA of Pseudogymnoascus destructans, 780 nucleotides long. RefSeq lists its product as uncharacterized. The transcript has 2 exons. NCBI's taxonomy places the organism in Eukaryota, Fungi, Ascomycota, Leotiomycetes, Thelebolales, Thelebolaceae. Gene Ontology annotation, molecular function: nucleic acid binding; zinc ion binding. The record is from RefSeq and is a predicted model, not a curated record. The coding region runs from base 338 to 649 and encodes 103 amino acids.